This is a messenger RNA of Papaver somniferum (opium poppy), 2682 nucleotides long. RefSeq names its product pumilio homolog 23-like. The coding region runs from base 140 to 2479 and encodes 779 amino acids. Gene Ontology annotation, molecular function: RNA binding. Lineage: Eukaryota; Viridiplantae; Streptophyta; Magnoliopsida; Ranunculales; Papaveraceae. The transcript has 9 exons. Gene Ontology annotation, cellular component: 90S preribosome; nucleolus; preribosome, small subunit precursor. The record is from RefSeq and is a predicted model, not a curated record. Gene Ontology annotation, biological process: endonucleolytic cleavage to generate mature 5'-end of SSU-rRNA from (SSU-rRNA, 5.8S rRNA, LSU-rRNA); ribosomal small subunit export from nucleus; endonucleolytic cleavage in 5'-ETS of tricistronic rRNA transcript (SSU-rRNA, 5.8S rRNA, LSU-rRNA).
CCUUCAUUCUUCAUUCAUAGAGUUGAGCAAAGCAGCAGCAAGAAGAAGAAAUUAGGGUUUUUAGGGUUUAUACUGAAUUCAAUCUCAUUUCUCUUCAUAAGUUUUUUUUGGUAAUCGGUAAUUGCAGCAGCAGUAGUCUAUGGUUUGUAUUGGUUCAAAAGCUCUUCAAUCAGGAAGAUACAAAGCUCAUAAUAAUCACAACCUCAUAGAAGAAGAUUAUCCUCAAAUGCCUGGGGACAGAAUGAAUCAUAAGACUGAUAAUCAAGCUGGAGGUAGAAGGAAUAAUAAUAAUCCUAAGGGAAGCAAAAACAGAAGACCUGGUAAAGAACAACAUCACGGCGGCGGCGGCGGUGGCGGUUUUGAUGGUUUUGCAGCACAACCAUCCUAUAAAAAGAAUGACAAGUAUUCAUCCAACCAUCAAUCAUCGUCACUUGUGAGGAAACAAGUGGAUCCAGAGACGGCAAAGUACUUUUCUGAAAUUGCUAAUUUAUACGAAGGAGCUGAGAUUGAGGAGCGGAAUGUUAUAUGUGGAAAUGCGUUAGAGGAAACAAGAGGGAAAGAAUUAGAACUUGCUACUGAUUAUAUUAUUAGUCAUAAUUUACAGGCAUUACUGGAAGGUGCUGAUUUGGAUCAAUUAUGUGGUUUCUUGCAAAAUGCCGCGAAAGUGUUUCCGUUGAUUGCCAUGGAUAGGUCUGGUUCGCAUGUUGCUGAGACUGCGUUGAAAGCUUUAGCUGUGCAUCUUCAGGAUAAUGAUAUGUAUGCCAUCAUUGAAGAGACUUUAACCAAGAUAUGUCAGGUGAUUGUGGUAAAACCUGUUAAUGUGAUGUGUGACCGUUAUGGAUCACAUGUUCUGAGGAGUCUUCUUUGUCUCUGUAAAGGAGUUCCAUUGGACUCUUCGAAAGAGUUUCAUGUAACAAAGUCAUCUACUGUUCUAGCAGAGAGGUUUAAUACCAAGGAAACAAAGGAUGUUGGAAAUAGCACACAGCAUCAGCGAGGAUUCCCUGAUUUACUUAAAUUUCUGGUCACACGGAUGAUGGAAUGUGCAAAAAAAGAUAUUGCAACUCUCCGAGCUGAUCAGUGUAGCAGCUUAGUGAUGCAGACUGCUUUGAAGUUAUUAGUGGGAGAAGAUAAAGAGUUGAUGAACAUAAUUCCUAUCGUUCUUGCCUGUCAUGGAGAAAAUACAGGAGAAGAAGGAGACCUGAUACAAAAUGUUGCUGUGCUGAAAACGCUGGAUUUGUUGAAUGACAAUGCUUUUAGUCAUUUAAUGGAGGUCAUUUUGGAAGUGGCACCUGAGACCCUAUACAAUGAAAUUCUCGCAAAAGUUUUCCGCAGUAGGUUAUUCAAGGUCUCUUCAACUCACUUGGGAAGUUUUGUGAUUCAGUCGUUAGUUUCUGCUGCAAAAACCCAAGAUCAAAUGGACUUAAUUUGGAAAGAGCUGGGUGGAAAAUUUAGAGAACUUCUUGAACUUGGGAGGUCAGGCGUGGUUGCGUCCAUCAUAGCUGCAAGUCAAAAGCUUCACACAAAUGAAAGGAAGUGUUCCGAGGCGCUUGCUGCUGCAGUAUGUUCUACUUCUGAAUCUAGUAACUGCAUUGUUCCUCGGCUAUUAUUCCUGGAAAGCUACUUUAGCAGUGAAGAUAAAUCCAACUGGAAGUGGGGCAAGGAUGACCAGAUGAAUGUCUUGGGUUGUCUAAUGCUACAAACAAUCUUCAAAUUUCCGAGUGGAUUUAUUCAGCAAUAUGUGACGAGCAUUUCAUCCAUGGAAACAAAUCAUGUUCUGGAAGCAGCAAAGGAUGCAGGAGGAGGACGUGUUAUUGACUGUUUUCUAUCUUCGAAUGUUUCUGCGAAACAGACACGCAGAUUUAUAUACAAACUGCGGGAACAUUUUGGAGAGCUUGCAAUGCGCCCGUCAGGCUCUUUUAUAGUUGAGAAGUGUUUCAUGGCCAGCAAUCUGACAUUAAGAGAGACUAUAGCAUCUGAGCUGUUAGCUGUGAGACCGGAACUGUCCAAAACGAAGCAAGGUCCGCAUCUGCUGAGGAAGUUAGAUAUUGAUGGAUAUGCAACACGGCCUGAUCAGUGGAAGUCAAGACAAGAAUCAAAACAAACAGCUUAUAGAGAGUUUUAUGAUGCUUUUGGUUCUACGAAGAAAACGAAAAAGUCAAGCAAAAGCUUUGUUGGUGAAUCUUCCUCAAGAUUAUCACCCCCAAGGAGUGUAAAGAAGAUGAGGGUAGAGGUCGACCAAUUCUUGGCUUCUGCUGGUACUUCACAGCCCUCUGGCUCCUCCAACUUUCCAGAUAUUGAAGCUUCAAUGGCUAAAUUGGGUUUCGCUGGGUUCAAACGACAUCACUCUAGAGGAGAAGAACGAGGAGGCGGUAAGAAAUUUAGAAAAGUCUCAGUAGAAGGCAAUUCUAUGAAAACGGAAAGUAAAGAGUGGAAUAGAAAUAAGAAAAGGAAAGGUGGCGAGGACUUGAGAGCAUAUUAGUUUUUUCUUUCCGUUUUAAGAAAGAAGCAAAUUUUGUUUAGUUUUACUGUGUAAUGAGAGUGCCGUAGAAGAUUAUAGUUUUGAGUUUUUGUGAGAACAUCGUUUCUCUGAAUGCCUUCAUUCCUAUGUAAGUUAAAACUAUUGUAUGUGAUGGUGCUGAUGAGCUAGAAGUAAGAAACUGUGUUAGUAUUGCGAUUUAAUUU